Orussus abietinus is the source of this 4431-nucleotide messenger RNA. RefSeq lists its product as uncharacterized. Gene Ontology annotation, biological process: non-motile cilium assembly. Gene Ontology annotation, cellular component: ciliary transition zone. The transcript is spliced from 21 exons. Bases 186 to 4346 code for a protein of 1386 amino acids. Lineage: Eukaryota; Metazoa; Arthropoda; Insecta; Hymenoptera; Orussidae. The record is from RefSeq and is a predicted model, not a curated record.
UCUAAUUCUUUUUGCUAGGCAACCAUUACGUAUAUAAACAAAUAUGGCUGUAGACGUCAAAAUUCAGUGAGACAAUCGCCCCCAUAUUUUGGUCGAAAUGUGACUGCAGAUAUAUUUGAUUCCACGCAUUUUCAGUGGGAAUGUACCCGAAUGACUUGCCUCUAAUUUUAUAAGGGCUCGAAGAAAUGGCGGACGAUCCCAACAGAGAUAUUUUGCCCGUCAAAGAAGGAUCCUGCGUCGACACUUGUUGCAGCAAUAUAGAUCCUAAGGAGCGCCAUUUUGUCUGCAAACUCGAUCGGUACCAGCUGGAGGACAAAUACUUGCGCUUGCUGGACGAGGUGCAAAGCUUGAAGAAAUUGUCCAACAGUCAAGAGGACAAGAUUAAGCGACUCGCGACAAAACUUAUGCGAAUCUCCGUUAAUCCGAGAUCGUGCGUCUUUUCGUUAGACGCUUCCGAAGGAAAAGACAAGAUGGCAGCAUUAGAAGUGGAGAACGGCAAAUUGAAGGACAAGAUUUGCGUUUUGCGAAAUCAGGUAUUGAAUCACAGGGUUCUCGGAAGAUCAGCCUCCGCAGGUCGGAGAACUCAAAGUGGAAUUUUCUCUGGGCCCGCAACAUGUCGAAGCGAGAAUGGAAGAAUGAAAACCCCGUCAUGUCAGUGCGUUUUGCAAAACGAAAACGACGAAAAUGAUACUCGGAAUAACCCUGCAAAGAUAGAAGAACUAGAAUCGGAAAGGAAUGAAUUGAAGUCCAGGAUAGAAGAAUUGGAGGCUGAUUUGGCGAGCAAAGUUGUCGGAAGUCAGCGAGAAAAAGUGACCGAAAACGUCGAAUACAUCAGGACGUGGCGACAAAUGAAGCAACACAAUGAUAAAUUGAUAGCAACACAGAGUCAGAACGAAUCACUUACCGCGCAAAUUAAUGACUUGAAGAAAGCCUUGGAAGAGACCCUGAAAAACAAUCGAGAAGUUACAGCGGCUUUGGUAAUUGAAAAGAAACGCAUAGUAGAUAUGGACGAGCAAGUGUCGAAGAUGAAGGACUCUCAAAUGUUGUUGCGCGAAAAGGACGAGAGAAUUCGUGAUCUAUUGAACGAGAUGAAGAUUCUUCAGCAGCACAAUAAUGAACUAAUUGCGCUAAGCUCUGAGUACAGUCACGUGGAGAUUGAAAAUGCUGAACUGAAAAAGAAGAUCUCUGAACAAUUGUCGGAUCAGCAGGGUCUGAAGAGCGCUUUCAGCAACGAACAAGCCAACAUAGUAGCUCUGCAAGCUGCCAAUGAACAGUUGAUGGGGAAACUGCAAGAGCUGCAACGUAAUAUGGAUACUUUGACGGUGCAAUUAAGGACUUUUCAGAGUAAGGGCGGCGAAUCUGACAAAACAACUACUGGAGUUCAAGCGAGCGUCGCAUAUUGUGAUAAGGAAACCGCCACAUCUAUUGUUGAACAAGUAUCUCUUGAGAUCUCUAAAGAUGUUGACGAUACAUUAAAAGACACUCAUUGUCAAAAAUGUUGUGGAAACUCUCCAGAGAAAGUGGUCGCCAUUCAACAAUCUUUUAGUUCUCAAGGAACUCCAUUUUUUGUGGAAAAGGCUGUGCAAACCGAAGGAAUGUCGCCAAUGACUUUAAUCACCCCUACCUUUGAGAAAGGCUCUUUGAAGUCUAAAGUUACCGAGAAAUCAUCUGCAGUACACCAACCGGAAGUACAAAAAGAUGAGGAUCAAACGCGCAUUGUGGAGAAUACGUUAUCAAAGGAGAAGAUGUUGAAGUUGCUGGAACAAACUCAAAUUAAUACUCCGUUUGAAACUCAGAGUCCUAUAAGGAUAAACAAUUUCGACAAUCGAAUCGACCUCUCUGGAAAUCCAGAUUUUAACAGGAGAGAAAGGCAAGUGGUCACCCUCGAAAUGUUGCUCUUCGGCGAAUCUAAUAUACUAAUAAGUAAACAUAAAUACUGUAUGCUGAUCGAUUUGCUUUACAGCAGGAUGUACGAUGACCGGUUUACAAAUGUAGACGUAAAAGAUACUAAAGAACAACGAAGUGACAAUGGUAUAUCUCAUGAUUCCGCUUCAAGGGGUACAAGUAUGAAAAAUUAUGAAGCUCUCGUUGGAUCCAGGGGACCGGAAAGAAUAGAGAAUUCAGAAGAUGGUGUAAAUAAUGAAAUUAAUAUCAGCCCUCAAAAUAAUGAAUGGCUUCCGGAAGUCAUCGAUGCUUCAAUAUUUUCAAUGUUUUAUGAUAUUCUUUACAAGUACAGGAACACAAACCGCAAUUUACAAACUAACAAGCCUAAUUACCGGUCUCAAAAUCAUGCUAUUAGCAUUGGCACGAAUACCACCUUACCGUUAAAUAGUUCCAAAGAAUUGCAAGUUGCAUUUCCCGAAAAAACGAUUACCGAUGUGCACGAUAGCGAAAUUAUCGCUAAAUGGGAUGAUUCUUCCAAUCCAAGGACUUCCAUAACACCUAAAUUAGAGGAGUUGGUAGGGGAAACGAUGAAACACCAAUUGAUAAAAAUUGAUCAAGUACCGAGUAAUUCGAAAACGUACGAAGAAAAUAAUAACCAAACUGCAAGUCUUGAUUGUGGGUGUUGCAAAUUUUGUACAGCCGAAAGUGUUAUACCUUUGGAUGGAAGACAAGAAAUUUAUCGUGGAGUACGUUUGCAACCAAAGGUUAAUAAAAUACGUGAUAUCCACCCGAAUAUUCCGCAAUCUUAUAGUGGAACGUGUACACAUAGAGGAACUUGUAGUAGUUUUCAGAACUCGCAGCUUGAGGAAGAGUCAAGAGCGAUGCAAAAAGCGCUAAAUUUCCGGUACAGAUCAAGAAGCUUUUCCGUUGCUGGUAGAAAGUUAAAUAUUGAUCAAAUUCAAGAUACCGAGGAGGACUUGCCUUAUACUUUAAAGAACUUACAAGCUAAUGAUGAUAUUCUGGAAGGUCCACAAGAUGCCUCAAUUUGCAAUUUAACUUAUCCAAAGAAUUGCGAGAAUUCCGGAACGUACAAGAUUGGUUCCUUUCCGGUACUUAUCGCUGAUGGCCAAGGUCUUUUGGAGAUUCAUAUCGUGCGGCUACAAUUUUCGACGAUUGCUCUGCAAAUCUUCACCAAUAUCCACGACAUAUCUUUUUUCGUGAGUUGGAACAUUUGGGGCCAGGAAACAGCAUUUACCCCAAUUCUGCAGUACCCCAAACUGAACUUCAACUCCUCUUGCGUGUAUCGAGUGUUGGAAUUGUUCACUUUUUUCGAGAGCUCACUCCACGAAGACGUCACCUUCCGCAUACACGCUGUUCAUAAAGAUGAAAGCAGUUACGUAGUAGGCCAAGCAAAGCUGUGCGUAAAGCAAAUUUUGGACCACCCACAGAACAAGUUGCAUUACGUGGCACCUGUAACUAAUGUCUUUUCUUGCUCACGGAAUGUAAAUUUUGGUCAGUUAUCUUUGUGGGUCAGACUAAGUUGCGACGUCUCUUUGGUGGAGUCUUUCAAGGAACGCAAAGGAGUUGCGAAAAUAGCCUCAAAACACUCCAAAGGUGUUGUCAAAACACAAAUUUUGACACCUCAAGAGACAGUGCCGAAAGAAUCAGCACAUAAAGAUGAUAUCGGGAUUAUAGAAUCUUUAUCGCAGACAUCAAUGGCGAACAAUGAUUUUAAUUAUAAAAUAACGAAUGGAAGGAACAAAACAGCCCAGUCAGUUGUUAAUGUCUUCGAUGAAAGAUCCCCAGAUUAUGCGAUGAAAAUUGUGGGGAAGUCGUCAAUAAUUGAGAACGUAAACAAUGAUGAAGAGAUGUGGCAAGAUAUGCUACCACGAAAAAUAAAUGAAGCGAUUUCAGGAGAGAUCAAGCUAACGGAAAAUAACGACGUUAACGAAGAAAUUGAAACGUUUAUCGAGGAAGACACGGUAGUCAUCGAAAUAAAGAACUUGACUUUGUCGCCCAGAGCUACUGUUGUAAAUGAUCCCGAAAUUCACAUGCUUUACGUUGAUUAUUUGUUCUUGGGAUAUGCAGGUGCUGAAUUGGAAACCGCUUCUGUAUUAAUUCCUAAAUCAGAAAUUGACGUCAUGACGUACGACUAUAGAAAAGAGUUUAAAAUCGACCGUGAUAUGCACAUUGCCCAAAGGAACAAGUUACGCUUCAUGUUGAGUGAAAAUGGAAAUCCAAAUAUAAGAUUUGUUAUAGUCAGCGAACCACUUCUGGACGAAAGUCAAGUGAAAGAAUGCAUAGAAAUCGGAUACGCUAUCUUAGAUCUGAAGAAAUAUCUCCUUAGGGUAGAGGAUGGCAAAGAAGUGAGCUUGAACGUUUUGAAAUCCGACGAUUCUACUCUGAUUGGGAUUCUGCGAGUGUCCGUAUCAGGUAUCCGCCGAUGCAUGUCCGAGAGUUGAGUCCAAGCCGAAUAUUCUGCAAUGUCAGGCGAAACAAGAGCUCCUCCUUGUUGUUAACCAGCCAAGACAUCUUUCUAUUUUACGU